This is a messenger RNA of Elephantulus edwardii (Cape elephant shrew), 2061 nucleotides long. It is a transcript of the gene SLC26A10P, whose product is annotated as solute carrier family 26, member 10. The transcript is spliced from 18 exons. The coding region runs from base 1 to 2061 and encodes 686 amino acids. NCBI's taxonomy places the organism in Eukaryota, Metazoa, Chordata, Mammalia, Macroscelidea, Macroscelididae. The record is from RefSeq and is a predicted model, not a curated record. Gene Ontology annotation, molecular function: sulfate transmembrane transporter activity; oxalate transmembrane transporter activity; chloride transmembrane transporter activity. Gene Ontology annotation, cellular component: membrane. Gene Ontology annotation, biological process: transmembrane transport.
AUGAGUGGGCUCUUGAGCGCCAGGAACUGCCCAGGCCAAGGAGAGGUCUCUGGCUUUAGGUCUCCUUUGGACAUCGGAUUCAGGAAACCUCUCACGGAGGCUCAGUUCCAGCAACUCUUCGGGGAUGCGAAGGAGGAACGGGAGCUGCCUGAGGAGCCCUACUUGUUGGGGCCGCUCAGGCGGUGGAGGCGGUGGGUUCCAGCCUGCUCAGGGUCGGGGGCGUGGCGCCUGCUCCAGGAGCGGUUACCCCCGCUGUACUGGCUGCCCCGCUAUCGCUGGCGGGCCUGGCUGCUUGGGGAUGCCAUGGCUGGAGUGACCGUGGGUAUCGUGCACGUGCCUCAGGGCAUGGCUUUUGCUCUUCUGUCUUCUGUGCCCCCUGUGUUUGGACUCUACACUUCUUUCUUUCCAGUCCUCAUCUACACUUUGCUGGGUACCGGGAGACACCUGUCAACAGGAACGUUUGCUGUACUCAGUCUCAUGACAGGCUCGGCAGUGGAGCAACUAGUGCCCGACUCCCCUGGGGGGAAUCUGAGCGCAAUGGAGAGAGAGCAGCUGGACGCGCAGAGAGUUGGGGCGGCCGCAGCUUUGGCCUUUGGGAGUGGGGUGCUGAUGGUGGGGAUGUUCGCGCUGCAGCUCGGCGUCCUGUCCACCUUCUUGUCCGAGCCUGUGGUCAAAGCGCUGACCAGCGGGGCCGCGCUGCACGUACUCGUGUCCCAGCUGCCAAGCCUUUUGGGAUUGUCCCUCCCACGCCAGAUCGGCUGCUUCACUCUCUUCAAGACGCUGGCCGUCGUGCUGACGGCGCUGCCGCGGAGCAGCCCCGCGGAACUGACCAUUUCGGCCCUCAGUCUGGCGCUGCUAGUGCCCGUAAAGGAAUUGAACGUGAGAUUCCGAGACAGGCUGCCCACCCCGAUCCCAGGGGAAGUCGUCAUGGUGCUCCUCGCCUCAGUGCUUUGCUUCACUUCUUCCCUGGAUACAAAAUACAAUGUCCAGAUAGUGGGGGUGCUGCCUGGAGGAUUCCCUCAGCCCAUCUUCCCCAGUCUGACUGAACUGCCCAGGAUCCUUGCUGAUUCACUGCCCAUUGCAUUGGUGACUUUUGCUGUGUCCACCUCCCUGGCCUCCAUCUAUGCAGACAAGUAUAGCUACACUAUUGACUCUAACCAGGAGCUCUUGGCGCACGGUGUCUCCAACCUUGUCUCCUCCCUCUUCUCUUGCUUUCCCAACUCAGCCACGUUGGCAACAACCAGCCUACUAGUGGAUGCUGGUGGGAAUACACAGCUGGCAGGCCUUUUCUCCUGUGUGGUUGUCUUGUCAGUCCUGCUGUGGCUAGGACCCUUUUUCUACUACCUGCCCAAGGCUGUCCUGGCAUGCAUCAACAUCUCCAGCAUGCGCCAGAUGUUCUUCCAGAUGCGGGAGCUUCCGCAACUAUGGCGCACCAGCCGCAUGGACUUUGCUGUAUGGAUGGUCACCUGGGUGUCUGUAGUGGUCCUGAGCGUGGACCUGGGCCUGGCUGUGGGCGUGGUUUUCUCUAUGAUGACUGUGGUCUGCCGCACCCAGAGGGUGCAGUGCCUGGCUCUUGGACUAGCUGAAGGAACGGAGCUCUACAGGCCACUUAGAGAAAGCCACAAGUUCCUCCAGGUCCCAGGGCUCUGCAUCCUGAGCUUCCCAACACCUCUCUACUUUGGGACCCGUGGGCAGUUCCAUCGCAUACUAGAGCAGCAUCUGGGACUUGGAGAGAGGGGCGAGGUGACUCCAAAGCCAGAUGGCCUCGCUCAUGCAGUUGCUGAGCCUGUCAGAGUGGUGGUUCUUGAUUGCAGUGGGAUUACCUUUGCAGAUGCUGCUGGGGCUAGAGAAGUGGUGCAGCUGGCCAGCCGAUGCCGAGAUGCUGGGAUCCACCUUCUCCUGGCUCAGUGUAAUGCCUCGGUGUUGGCGACACUGAGCGGGGCAGGACUCCUGGACACAGUGACCCCUGAACAGCUGUUUGUGAGUGUUCAAGAUGCAGCUGCUCAUGCCUUGGAGAGACUGGAGCUCAGUGGUCCAAAGACUUGCACAGUGUGGGUCUGA